Messenger RNA from Myotis daubentonii (Daubenton's bat), 5085 nucleotides. RefSeq names its product Ras association domain family member 6 (gene RASSF6). Gene Ontology annotation, biological process: signal transduction. NCBI's taxonomy places the organism in Eukaryota, Metazoa, Chordata, Mammalia, Chiroptera, Vespertilionidae. The record is from RefSeq and is a predicted model, not a curated record.
AUUCUGGAGUUGAUGACCUUGUGUGAGUGUGUGUGUGUGUGUGUGUGUGUAGGACUCCCGGGAGCAGAGCCCAGCGGUGUGCAGGUGAGCCUUGUGCACCCCUCCUCCCACACUUGGCACGGACCUGGACCUCCAGGACAGGGUAUCCAUAGAUGACCUCAAAAAGGGAGGAAAGAUGACUAUGAUGCCCGACCAGUACUCUUCUUGGAUCUUCGUCAAUGACAGGACAUUCCUUACUGGGGAGCAACUUAAUUCUUUAUUGAAGAACUAUAACAUUUUUUAUGCAAAUCAGGAAAAUCUGCAUAUUUCAUAUGGACAGACUGAAGAUGGUAAACUAAUUGUUGAAGGAAUGUUGGACAUUUUCUGGGGAGUAAAACGGCCUAUACAGCUGAAAAUACAAGAUGAGAAGCAAAUCCCUUCUUUUACUGUGAAAUCACCAGAUGUCUUUUCCAAAAUGGGAAUGACACGCUGGGGAGAAUUUGAUGAUCUUUAUCAUAUUAGUGAACUGGACAGGACUGAGAUUCCAGUGUCUGAUGCAAUGAAUUCCCAGGAAGAUUAUUUAUCUUAUCACAGCAGCACUCUGAAGCCUCAUGCAGAUGCAGAGCCAGAAUCUCCAUUGCUCUAUAGAACCAUGAGUGAAGCAACCCUGGUGAGAAAAAGGAUGAAGCCUCCAAUGAUGGACAGAACAGACAGACAGAAACAUAGAGCCUCUAUUAACGGACACUUUUAUAACCAUGAAACAUCAAUUUUCACUCCAGCCUUUGAGUCAGAAACUAAGGUCAGAAUAAACAGUAACAUGAACACUGAAGAGGUAAUAAAGCAACUUCUUAAAAAAUUUAAGAUUGAAAACAGUGCCCAGGAUUUUGCACUUUACAUUAUUUUUGCAACAGGAGAAAGGAGACGGCUAAAGAAGACAGACAUCCCACUACUGCACAGGCUCCUGCAGGGACCCUCCAAAAAGAACGCUCGCAUUUUCCUCAUGGAUAAAGAUGCAGAAGAAAUUAGCAGUGAUGUGGCUCAGUACAUUAACUUUCAUUUUUCUCUCCUGGAAUCCAUCCUCCAGAGAUUAAAUGAAGAAGAGAAAAGAGAGAUUCAAAGAAUAAUAACAAAAUUCAAUACAGAAAAGGCUAUUAUACUGAAAUGUCUUCGAAGUAAACAGGUAGUAAAAACAGAGACGACAGUUUAGUGGCCGCUAUUGCUAAAAUACUUCAACAAAAUCAGAGAGAUGUUACUAUUUAAUGAGUGUAUCCACCCUAUACUUGCAUUCAUGCAAAUAUAUAUGACCUUGAAUCUGUAGAAAAUUGAAUGUUGAAAAAGCUUGUCUCUCUCAGAGGUGAUGAGGUUCACAGUGGGACCAAAAUGAGCUUGAGUUUAGUUUCAGUAACUGAAAUAAGCUUGGAUACUGUGUAUUCCAAAUAGCUUUAAUAGAGAAACAAUGAACUGGAAUUAAAAUGGCGUCUUCAACUUCAUGCAGUUUAAAUGUCGUUUAGCUUGAACUGUCAAGAGAACUAGAAUAUCAACAACCAACUCUCAGAAAUGAUUCAGAAGUCAAAGCUGCCAGCUCGUGAAAUAAAACAGAAGCAUAGACAUACCCCCACCAAGAAAUCUGAUGAUGAUAGUCUUAUAGCUCCUUGAAAACUCUAGGGCUGUCUUUAUGUGGGUAGGUGACUUUUGGCAACCUGAAGCAUCAGAGCUAUAAAUCCUUUGGGAAGGAAAGGAUUGUGGACUCUUAAGACUAAUUUUCUCAACCUGAGCCCCCUUUUUUGCUGUUUUACUGAUGACUUUCUUAAGGAUGUUUUUAGGUCAAUUGAACUAGUUUUCUUCAUUUUUCCAAACAUAGAAACCACAGAGACUUCACAUGGUUAAUCAGCUUGGCCAAGACUUGGCCCACAGUAACCAUUGUUACUGAGUGAAUACAAAGGGUUAUGCAAAGCUCUAAUAGCUGAAUCUAGGAAAGGAAUCUGGAGUUCUGCUCUUUUUCUCUAAGGCAUCUCAUUCUAUAACACAGUGCUCAGGGUAUUUACAAGUUGCUAAACCAAUUUGGAAAAAAACACAAAACACUGAGAAUGGCACAGUCUCAUCUGUGUUUUUAUUUAUGAACUUUAUAUUAAAAUGGAGUUCUAUGCAGCUUUUUUCCAUUCUGGAAAUUACUUCCAUUUGCAUUUCUCAUAUCCAUUGUAUUAAAUUGUUUGAGUUGUGGGCUCAAUCCCCAGUAGGGGAUGUGCAGGAGGCAGCCGAUCAAUGAUUCUCUCAUCAUUGAUGUUUCUAUUCCUCUCUGAAAUCAAUAAAAAUAUUUUUUAAAUAAAUAAACUUAAGGUACCAUCAAGUACCUGUCAUAAAUAUGACAAAAGAUUUACCUUUAAUAUAUUGAAAGUCUACAGAAUCCAUAAGAAAAAUACUCAAAGUGUCAGAUAGAAAAAAAAAAAAAAAAGGCAGAUGAGAUGUAAAGUAAAAUCACAGAAAGGAAAUGCAAAUGGCUACUAAUAUAUGAAAAAGUUGUAUCUUAACAUAAUCAAUUAGUCUGUGUCCAAUCAGCAGACAGAAACUACACAGUCAUUUAAACAAGGGUGUUUAGUGUAAAGAAUUAUUAAGCUGUGAUAGGAGAAUAACUAAAAGAUGGAAAGAGGAUGCUAAAGGGUUGCCUAUGGCUGAGGAAGAGUGCUCCAAAAAGGAAAAGCUUGGAACGAGGGAUUCAGAAUUCACUGGAGAAGGUGUGGUUGCAGCCCACUGGAUGGAGGAGAAGUUGGUUGGGUGCCCACACCAAGCAGGUCAACAGCCACAGGGCAAGCAGGAAAACAACCUCUGGGAGGCGGACCAGCUGGGGCAGGUGGGCAGGUGGGCAGGUGUGCAGAGAGACCUGGGACUUCGCAGCAGGUGCAAGGCUCAGAUCACAUAGGGUCUGUGUCUGGAGGUCCCCAGGAAAUGGUUGCAGUGGUUCUCAACCUUCCUAAUGCCCCGACCUUUUAAUACAGUUCCUCAUGUUGUGGUGACCCCCAAUUUUAUUGUUACAAAUUGAACUUAAUUAAAGCAUAGUGAUUAAUCACAAAAACAAUAUGUAAUUAUAUAUGUGUUUUCCAAUGGUCUUAGGCGACCCCUGUGAAAGGGUCGUUCGACCCCCAAAGGGUCGUGACCCACAGGUUGAGAACCGCUGGUUUAGAGGAACAGGUAAGCGGAGGCUGCAGGCUUGGCACAGAGAGUCAGGGACGCUGCUAGGACUGGGAGCUGGAAGGGCCUCCUUUGAAGAAACCUAGGACAACUCUGUGUAUGGUUUGGUUCUGUGGCACCUUUAAGGCUGCAUGGGACAAAGGCCAGGCAAGUGGCUCACCAGAUGGCCAACCCACAGGGCCCUCUCAGGGAACCUGCACCAUGUUGAGGAGAAGGUGCAGAGAGCAAUGAUGUGAGUAGGGCACAGGCCUGCCCUGGGGCUCCAGAUUAUGCCACCACAAAUCAAAAACUGGGAAAGCAGUGGGGGAAAUAAAGGCUAGAGAAAGCUGCAAGCCACCGGCAACCAGCACUGGGCAGAGCAGUGGAGAAAAAGUCGGCCACCCAGCCAGCCACUAGGAAUCAGGAAAGACAGACUUCCUCCUACGGUGCUUCUCCAGUGCCCUCUGCUGGCAAAGCAUGGCAUCCAGCUGCGAAGAAAACAUAUUUAAAGGGUCCAUAUCCAUUUCACAAAGCUGACAGCAAAGAAUGAAUUUGGAACACAGAGGCAAAAAAUAACUGGCAUGUCAACAAAACACAAAUUAAAGAAAAGUAAAAUAUACUUUUUGGCCUAUUAAAUUAGUAAAGAUUAAGAAGGGACAAUAUUAAAUACUCAACAAAUUACAAUGAAAUGGACUCUCAAACUACUUUAGCAAUACAAAUGUAUAUAACUAGAACAAUUAAGCUAUAAUUUCAUAUUAUAAUUCUAUUUUUAGAAUCUUAUAUUGAAAUAAUCAGUCAUACAAAGACAUUAUGCAAAUAUACUUACUAUAUUCCUAUUUAUUGUUGUAAAAAAUAAAAUAGCCUAAAUGUCAAAUAUAGAAGAAAGAUGAAAGAAGGAAAGAAAUACUUAUCCAUAGAAUGUUAUGCAGCUAUUAGAAUUGUUCCCAAAUGAAUUUUAAUUAUAGGAGUAAAUUCUCCUUAUGUACCUAAAUAAGACUAUACACACAAAUAUUCUAAAACAUUUCGUAUCCAUAAAAUAUGUGUUUAUAUGUGUGUGAAGACUGGCAUUUGUAUAUAUAACUCACAAACUGAAGACAUGUUCAAUGUGGUUAUGUCUGGAUUAUAGAAUUAUCGAUGAUUCACUUUUUAAAAAUUUUCUCUGCUUAUUAAAUAUUUUAUAAUGAACACGUGUUACUUUUUAAAUCAGGAAAUGCAAAAGCUGUGAUUAAAAAGUUACCAACAAAAAAUAGCAAGUACAUGCAAACAGAGUUCUACUACAUGCAAAAAAGUUCAACUAAAUUAUUUAAGUGAGGCAUUAACAUCACUUCUGUGGUAGUUGGAAAAUAUAUCCAUAGUGUCUUUGUACUUCCUCUUUAAGGAGUAUAGCCUAAUCUUCCUCACCUUACAAAUGGAUUGGACUUAGUGACUCCAGUUCCAAUGAAUAGAGGAAAGCGGAAGUGACAGCAUGUAACUUUGGAGACUAGGUCAUCAAGUCACUGUGGCAACAUCCUUGCUCACUUUCAUGGACCACUGGCUCUGGGUGAAGCCAACUGCCAUGUUCAGACAGCCCUGGGGAAAGGCUUACAUGAGAAGAACAGAGACCUUUUGCCAAAAGCCAACAAUGAAUUGAGACCUUUCACCAUAGCCAUAUGCAUGGGCCAUGAGAUAGCCUUAGUCAAGCCUUCAGAAGAUUACAUCCCUGUCUACUAGCUAUAACCUCCUGAGAGACCCUGGCCCAGAACACCCCGCUAAACCUGCCCUGGAUUCCUGAUCCUCAGAAACUGUGUGAAAUAAGAAAUAUGUGCUGCAGUAUGCUGCUAAAUUUUAUACUAAUUUGUUAUAUCACAAUAGAUAACUAAUACAAUUUCUAAGGCCAAAAAUCUGUUCACUUUAGAGCCAUCUUUGCAAAAUAAAAGAAUAUAAAUUUUUGUCACAAAACCA